This is a messenger RNA of Engraulis encrasicolus (European anchovy), 3619 nucleotides long. It is a transcript of the gene sema5bb, whose product is annotated as sema domain, seven thrombospondin repeats (type 1 and type 1-like), transmembrane domain (TM) and short cytoplasmic domain, (semaphorin) 5Bb. Gene Ontology annotation, molecular function: semaphorin receptor binding; chemorepellent activity. Gene Ontology annotation, biological process: positive regulation of cell migration; axon guidance; negative regulation of axon extension involved in axon guidance. The coding region runs from base 368 to 3619 and encodes 1083 amino acids. The transcript is spliced from 22 exons. The record is from RefSeq and is a predicted model, not a curated record. Lineage: Eukaryota; Metazoa; Chordata; Actinopteri; Clupeiformes; Engraulidae.
CAGUUGAGUCUGUCCCAACAGGAGAGCUGUGGUACUGGUGUUGGUGGCGACCGGCUGUAGCGGGAGCAGCGAGCGGUUUACUACACAUCCGCGGGGAGACGCAAGUCAGCUCCGCUCACUCACACACUCUGGGGAUCUGUCCGUAUACGAAGACACACACACGCGCACAGUGCGCACAGUGUGCUGGCACGUCAGGACAGUCUGUCGUCUCGGGGGAGAACAAACGAGACGAACGUCAAAUCUAUUCCCCGGCAGUGCAACUUUUCUCCUCAUUUCAGGCGGACUGAUGUUCGUGCGUUAAAGAAAAGGUGUGUCCAUUUAAGGCCCUUCCUGCUGUUGUGAGCCUGCACCCGGGCCAGCAGUCACUAUGACGACAGCGGCUAGGGCCCCGCCUUCCUCUGGCCCCCUCCUCUUCCUCCUCUUCCUCUUCCUCCUGCCCUUAGUGCUGUCCCAGAAUCCUUCACUGUCUGAGACUGGGCUUCCAGAAGACUGUAACCGACGGCAACAUCCAAUCGUAUCACAUACAGCGUUGUCUCCAUGGCUGUCUAGUUUCUCGGUGGCUGGAGUGAAUGACUAUUCCCAGCUGACCCUGGACCUGACCAGGAACCAACUCAUCGUCGGGGCAAGAAACCACCUCUUCAGACUGAGUUUGAGCAAUGUGUCUUUACUACAGGCAACGGAGUGGGCUGUGGACAGUGACACCAGGAGGUCGUGUCAGAGCAAAGGCAAGAGUGAGGAGGAGUGCCAGAACUACAUCCGGGUGCUGCUGCUGAGUGGCAAGAGGCUGUUCGCCUGUGGUACCAACGCCUUCACACCUGUAUGCUCAACCCGACAGGUAUCUAACCUGAGUCGGGUUCUGGACACCAUGAACGGGGUGGCCCGGUGCCCGUACGACCCGCGUCACAAUUCCACUGCCAUGGUAACGGAGCGCGGCGAGCUCUACGCCGCCACUGUCAUCGACUUCUCGGGUCGCGACCCCGUGCUGUACCGGAGCCUGGGCAACAUGCCGCCCUUGCGCACUGCACAGUACAACUCCAAAUGGCUCAACGAGCCGCACUUUGUGUCGGUGUACGAGGUGGGCCGCUUCAGCUACUUCUUCCUGCGCGAGACGGCGGUGGAGUACGACUGCGGCAAGACGGUGUUCUCGCGCGUGGCCCGCGUCUGUCAGAACGACGUGGGCGGACGCUUCCUAUUGGAGGACACCUGGACCACCUUCAUGAAGGCCCGUCUCAACUGCUCGCGCUCCGGCGACAUCCCCUUCUACUACCACGAGCUGCAGGCCACGCACUUCCUACCCGAGCAAGACCUCAUCUAUGGAGUCUUCACUACCAACGUUAACAGUAUUGCGGCGUCGGCGGUGUGUGCGUUUAACCUGAGUGCCAUAGCUCAGGUCUUCACAGGUCCCUUCCGCUACCAGGAGAACCCUCGCAGCAGCUGGCUGUCCACGCCCAACCCCAUCCCCAACUUCAAGUGCGGUACGGUAGGCGAGGGUCCUGGUGGCAACAUGACUGAGCGUAGCCUGCAGGACGCCCAGCGCCUCUUCCUGAUGGCGGAGGUGAUCCAGCCCGUCUUCCCCGAGCCGCUGGUGGCCCAGGACAACGUGCGCUACUCCAAGCUGGUGGUGGACAUCGUGCAGGGCAGGGACACGCUGUACCACGUCAUGUACAUCGGCACCGAGCACGGCACUGUCAUCAAAGCUCUCUCCACGACCAAUAAGAGCCUUCAUGGGUGUUACCUGGAGGAGAUGGAGCUCCUCCCACCAGGCCAGCGGGAGCCAAUCCUGAGCCUCCAAAUCCUGCAGAGUGAUAGGUCACUCUUUGUCGGCCUGAACAGCCGGGUGUUGAAGAUUCCGCUGGAGAGAUGCUCCAACUAUGAGACUCGACAGGCGUGUCUGGGUGCCAGGGACCCCUAUUGCGGAUGGGACCUGCAGCAGAGGCGCUGCAGCACCAUAGAGGACAGUGCCAGCAUGAGCCAAUGGAUACAGAACAUCACAGAGUGCCCUGUGCGAAACCUAACUCAAGAUGGCGGCUAUGGGCCCUGGGCCCCAUGGCAACCCUGUAACCAUGACGACGGGGGCGGUUCCAAUGCGUGCGUGUGCCGCCUGCGCUCCUGUGAUAGCCCCGCCCCCCAGUGUGGAGGUGCCAAGUGUCAGGGCCCCACCAUAGAGGUGGCCAACUGCUCCAGGAACGGUGGCUGGACCCCCUGGUCCCCCUGGUCCCAGUGCAGCACCAGCUGUGGCAUGGGCUUUGAGGUGCGCCAGAGGUCCUGCAACAACCCCUCCCCCCGACACGGAGGACGCGUGUGUGUGGGGCAGGCCCGAGAGGAGAGGCUGUGUAAUGAGAAGACUGCGUGUCCAGUGGCCGUGUCCUGGACUUCCUGGAACUCCUGGUCCAAGUGCAGCGCCCCCUGUGGGGGAGGAGUCCACUCGCGCGUCCGGAGCUGCGAGAACGGCAACAAUUGUCCAGGCUGCCCUCUGGAGUACAAGGCGUGUAACCUGGAGGCGUGUCCAGAGGUGCGUCGGAACACUCCGUGGUCUCCGUGGCUACCGGUGAACGUGACGCAGGGCGGGGCGCGGCAGGAACAGCGGUGGCGCUACACGUGCAGAGCCCUGCUGGCCAACCCCCACGAGCUGCAGCUGGGCAAACGCAAGACCGAGACGCGACUCUGCCCCAACGACGGCAUCACGCCCUGCGAGACCGAUGCCUUGGUGGAGGACCUGUUAAGGGUGGAGCGGGUUCUGAUCCCCCGCCCCCAGGGCGCCAGCUGGUCACCGUGGGAGACCUGGUCGGCGUGUUCUAAAGAAUGCGGCAGAGGGUUCCGUACCCGCCGGCGACCCUGCACCACCCCGGACGGCCGCACCGCCCCCUACGACUGCUCCGGCUCACCUGUGGAGUACCAGGACUGCAACACACAGCCCUGCCCAGUGAGAGGAGGCUGGUCGUGCUGGUCCUCCUGGUCUGAGUGUUCGGCCUCCUGUGGGGGGGGACACUUCCAGCGCACGCGCACCUGCACCAACCCCACGCCCAAACACGCCGGAGACAUCUGCAUAGGACUGCACACAGAGGAGGCGCUGUGUAACACGCAGGACUGUGAAGGUGGUUGGGGGCCGUGGUCAGAGUGGGCGGAGUGUAACGAGGAACUGCUUCAGAUCAGGACACGCCCCUGCGCUAUAGGCCCCUCCUCUUCCUGUAAGGGCAACGAUACAGACCAGAGGCCAUGUCCCAAACUCAGCACAGUGCUUCAUUCUGGCUCAGGCAGGGGCUCACAUUGUGCAGGUUUCUCGGUGUACCACCUGGUGUUGACAGGGGUGGGUGGCUUCAUGGGUGCGGUGCUGUUGUCUCUGCUGCUCUACCUGUUUUGGCAGAAGUCCCCGCGGCCCUCCCCGGAGUCUGGCGUCAUACACCCCUCCAGCCCCUCGCCGCUGCCACCCAACAACGACAAGUACACGCCCAUGGAGUUCAAGACCCUGAAUAAGAGCACCAUUCUGCCAGAUGAGGGCUGCAACUUCUUCCCGUCGCCGCUGCCGCAGAGUAACGUGUACGCCACCACCUACUACCCCACGCCCCUGAAAUACGACUUCCCCCUGGACUCACCCUGCAGAAACUACAUGCACAGCUAG